Ogataea philodendri is the source of this 669-nucleotide messenger RNA. RefSeq lists its product as uncharacterized. NCBI's taxonomy places the organism in Eukaryota, Fungi, Ascomycota, Pichiomycetes, Pichiales, Pichiaceae. The transcript has a single exon. Bases 1 to 669 code for a protein of 222 amino acids. The record is from RefSeq and is a predicted model, not a curated record.
AUGGGCCUCGCCAAAACCACCCUCGUUCUGCUCACAGGCCUCGCCCAUCUCGUGGCCGCAUUCACCCCGCAGGAAAUGCUCCUCGCCAUCAACGACGACAUCCAGUACAACGUCGCCGAGUGGGAACAGUUCAUCCUGGACAACUCAGACGAUAUCUUUGUGCAGAUGUUCAUGGAGUACGAGAACCAGAACGUGCUCAAACAGGGCCAGCUCAGCUCGGCCUACGAGGCGUACUCCAACAUCUUCACCCAGGUGCCGUUUGCCGCGCGGCUGUCCAGCGAGGCAGCGUUCAUCCACACAAAUACCAACUCAGAUUCCAAAGUCCAGGACGCAAGUGCUUACGUCAGCAUCAUCACGCAGGACUACGACUCUGAAGAGCGGGUCUACACCGACCCGGUGACGCCCGACGCCAGUUUCCUCACGAUCGCGCCGUCCAACAGCGCCUACAACGUCGAGUCGCUCGCGUCCCAGGUCUGGCAAGUGUACAGUACAGAUUACACGGAGUACUCUAAUUUCGGCGACUUUUAUUCGGCUAUGAGCAAUAGCUUCAGUGUUCCUUCAGCGACUGCGGCGGCCGCCUCGAGCUCCGACAGCCAAGGCGCGGCUGCGCGUGUUUCGGGGCCCGUUCCGCGGUUUGGUCUUGCGCUGGCCCUGUUGGCCCUGCUGUGA